Prosopis cineraria is the source of this 1418-nucleotide messenger RNA. RefSeq lists its product as uncharacterized. The transcript has 8 exons. NCBI's taxonomy places the organism in Eukaryota, Viridiplantae, Streptophyta, Magnoliopsida, Fabales, Fabaceae. The record is from RefSeq and is a predicted model, not a curated record. Bases 719 to 1315 code for a protein of 198 amino acids.
CCUUCGCCCUAUCGAAAUCGCUGCUGCUUGUCUCUUCCACCGAAGCUUCAGUCUGCACUCUCGGUUGCAGCAUCGUGCCCAAGUUCGCUCUCGCAUCACAUGCCCUAAUCCCCUAACCUCGCCGCUGCACCUUGGUCACUGAACCUCGUAGCUGACGCUCGGCUUGCUCCUCUGCCGUUAACUCAUCCCGCACGGUUGUUCUCUCCUCCUCCAUCCUUAACCCAUCUCCUUCAACGACUCACCGUUCUCUCCUCCUUCGAUGUGAACUCAUCAUCUAUUCAUCUCCAUUGUUGUUCGCUUGGCCUACUCCUCUUCGUGCCCUCCGUGUUCCUUAUUCAUCACCAGUCCCGUCCUUUCUAAACGCUAGAUCGUUGCUCUCUGUCUUCAUUGCUGCAUGUGUUCCUCCAUUGUUGCUAGGAGAAGAGAGUGCCAGCUGGUCUUGUUAAUGUAAAACACAAAGAGGAGGGGAAGGAGGUGAGACCACUAAAGAGGUGGAGAAGAAAGAGGAAGAAUGCAGUUUUGUCGAGCCACAAAGAAGAACAAGUGAAUUCACUAAGUAUUAGGAGAUGUUUAUAGCUGUCAGAGCAACCCCCUUCACGUUUUGAUAGCAGGAGUGAGGGGAAAUUUUGCGUCUAUAUUGGUUUCUCAAGUAACAAGAGACCCAACAAGAAAAUCUGCAGCCUUUGGCCUCACACCUCUUGGUCUUUAGGCAUUGGCAAUGGAAGUGAUGGUGAACAAAUUUCAGGCAAAAUAUAAAAAAGCUAGGGAAGAAAUAAGUCGAUGGGAUGAGCUCCAAUCUCAUUUAGUUUCACAGUUUAGGAAUGCUUCUUCUAUCAUUGAUAGGUUGCAGGUGCUUCAAAAUUCCAAGAACUAUGCUAAUUUAAUCUUUAUUGGUGGUAUUCAAGAUGCUCUUUUGUCCAAACAGAUGGGAUCCUUGGAAAACAUUAUGGUUUCUAUGAGAAGUACUGUGGAAGAAUUUCAUAAAAUUGUUUUAUCUCUUGAGAGAAUUCACCGUGAUGGUAGACAACUAGUGAAAGGUGGCUCUUCAUGUCCAACUAUGAAACAGCUGCAGCAGCGACUUGGCAUUAAACCUAGCCUUACUGAUUGCUUGGAUGGCCUGUUGUUUCUUCAUGACAUACACGACUCAGACAGGUAUCAAUUGAAGACAUCAAUAAUCUUGGCAGUAUCAGCUGGUGCCUUGAAGCUCAGUGGCAAUGAUCUCAGUGAACUACUACAACUCUUGAUUGAUCAACCCAACAUCCCUAGUGAGGAAGUUCAAUUCGUCUUUGACGUCAUAUGUGCUGAAGAAUGUUAAUACUGUUCUAUUGCUGCUAUUGACGUUGUGUAUAAGAUGAGAUAUUCUAGUAUCCAUUGUUUUUUAAUAAUAACUAUUUAUUUAUUUUAUUAUAUUUUGUUUA